This is a messenger RNA of Dreissena polymorpha, 1884 nucleotides long. Its product is annotated as neurogenic locus notch homolog protein 2-like. Gene Ontology annotation, molecular function: calcium ion binding. Gene Ontology annotation, biological process: heterophilic cell-cell adhesion; establishment or maintenance of epithelial cell apical/basal polarity. The coding region runs from base 17 to 1489 and encodes 490 amino acids. Gene Ontology annotation, cellular component: plasma membrane; protein-containing complex. The record is from RefSeq and is a predicted model, not a curated record. The transcript is spliced from 8 exons. NCBI's taxonomy places the organism in Eukaryota, Metazoa, Mollusca, Bivalvia, Myida, Dreissenidae.
UAACACGAAUCCUGAAAUGUGUUUUGCUGUAGCAAUGGGGCAUCCGGAUAUUCUUCUUGAAUUAACUUUCGCCAUCGUUAUUAUUUACUGCAUUCCCGAGAGUGCGUCGCAAACAACAAUAAAAGGAGAUGAUAUUAAUUACCAAAGCUCCAAUUUCACUUGUCUUAAUUUGACAUGCUACGGACCAUAUACGAAAUCCUGCAAUGACACACUUGACGAACCUUGCGUCUGCUACCGCGGUUAUGAGGGCAAAGAAUGUCUGUUCGAUAUCGACGAAUGCGGUCCUGGACACCGACCCUGUGGCACCGGAGGAUUGUGUGUGAAUUCAAUAGGAAGUUUCAUCUGCAACUGUCUGAGCGGCUGGGAAGGAGAGCACUGCCAGCACGCGGAUGGGAAUGCUACAAAAUGUAUUCAAGGAUGGACGGGGCCACAAUGUCAUGAUGACAUAGACGAAUGCCAAAAUUCGUCGUUAUAUUCAUGUGGAAUACACCAGCAUUGCAGUAAUUACCGAGGAAAUUACUCAUGUGAUUGUGAUGCUGGAUGGAGUGGAGAACACUGCGAAACAGACAUCAAUGAAUGUGAUAAUCCGCCGUGCCAAAAUGGAUCCACUUGCCACAAUCAAGAGGGUUCAUAUGAGUGCUUGUGCCCUGUCGGCUGGCAAGGUAAACAUUGCAAUCAAGACAUAGAUGAAUGUUUACAAAAUCCAUGCCAGCGAAAUGGCAGUUGUAGCAAUCGAGAGGGUUCAUAUGAGUGUGUUUGCCCUCCAGACUUGACUGGUAAAAACUGUACGCAGACAAAUUACUGUUAUUUAACACCUUGCGGAAAUAAUGCUACUUGUCUAAAUGAGCCAAGUUGGAGGAAUUGUUCUUGUCCUGUCGGCUGGCAAGGUGAAGACUGCAAUCAGGACAUCAAUGAAUGUUUAGAAAACCCAUGUAAGCACAAUGGCACCUGUAGCAACUCAAAUGGGUCAUAUGUCUGUAACUGCCUAAUGGAAUGGAGAGGACACGUAUGUGAUAUCGAUGUCGAUGAAUGUUCGGAAAACACAUCUCUCUGUAGACACGGAUCAACUUGUGCUAACAUCGAAGGUUCUUUUAUAUGUGAUUGCAGCAGUGGAUUCGCAGGUCACAGCUGCGAGACUGACAUAAACGAAUGCCUUUCCGCCCCAUGUCUGAACAACGGGACGUGCAACAACACCAUUGGUUCUUUCAACUGCGUUUGCGCUCAAACCUAUACGGGGAAGAACUGCGAAAAGGAGCUAUCCGCAAAUUCAGGUAAGGUAGCCGAUAACACGCCGGUCAUUGUCGGUGCCGUGCUGGGAAGCUUGGGUGCUGUUGGGGCCGCGGGUUUAGGCAUAUUUCUGUUCAAGAAAUUUAGCCCUUGGCGGUUCAACAAAACGCACAGUGACUUUUCGUCAGAUGGCUUAAACCAAAAAGAGACAGCUGAAGAAAAACCAACAAUGCCGGGACAAACAAAGUUUCACGCGACGUAAUAACUGAGGUUGAUAAGUGUGUAGGCGUGGACACAUGUGCGAUUAACCUGAUGACGCGUCACUUCAGAUACAGAAGUUUUAAAUUAUAAAGAGAAUUAAUAACUGAUUCCAUCCAGAUACAUUACUUUUUUAAGAUUCGUUUUCCUAGACUAUGUGUGAUUAUUGUGUAUACGUGUUAUGAUUAAUUAAAUUAAAUUAAAUUAAUGAACACUUUUCAUAAAUAAGAAAUGGUUUUGUUUUAUUCAUAUAUUUUUUAUAAUUCCACUCUUAUCUAUAUGAUUAUUGCUUUAUAAAAUAUGUUGAUAGUUUUUUAUGUUUACAUUUAGUGUUUUCAUAUAUCUUAAGGUAUUUUGUAAUACAAAAAUAAUUCUUUCAAUAAACAGAUUUUUGUUUCA